Molecule: messenger RNA, 261 nt
Organism: Megachile rotundata (alfalfa leafcutting bee)
Lineage: Eukaryota; Metazoa; Arthropoda; Insecta; Hymenoptera; Megachilidae
Product: cytochrome b5
Cellular component (GO): membrane; intracellular membrane-bounded organelle
Molecular function (GO): heme binding
Source: RefSeq, a predicted model, not a curated record
AUGGAGAGUCUGCAGAGGUACACAUUGAAGGAAGUAGCGAAACAAAAUGGAACCGAUGGAAACAGAAUUUGGAUUGUGCUCCACGACAUGGUGUACGACGUGACAGAUUAUAUAAACAAGCACCCUGGAGGACCGGAAUUGGUCGAAGAAUAUGCGGGGCAAGAUGCAACCAGAGGAUUCGACGACUUUGGACAUUCUUCGGACGCGAAACGAUUGCUGAAGACUUUCCUCAUUGGCGAAUUAACUGACGUAAGUGUCUAA